Myxocyprinus asiaticus (Chinese sucker) is the source of this 4754-nucleotide messenger RNA. RefSeq names its product complement C1q and tumor necrosis factor-related protein 9-like. Gene Ontology annotation, molecular function: protein binding. The record is from RefSeq and is a predicted model, not a curated record. The transcript has 5 exons. Bases 6 to 1358 code for a protein of 450 amino acids. NCBI's taxonomy places the organism in Eukaryota, Metazoa, Chordata, Actinopteri, Cypriniformes, Catostomidae.
ACAACAUGCUUCAUCACUGGAACAUGGAUGUGAGGAGUAUUGUGGGGGUGCUUGUUUGUUUGUCUCUUGGCCAGUGUGCUUCAGUUCCUGAGUUUCGUGGGAUAUUACCCAAUGAGAGCCUUCCGUUGGGGCCGGUGGCAGAGCCCGAUUUGUCCUAUUGUCAGUACAUUCUGGAAGCUCCGGUUCCGCCCACAGCGGAUCAGGUACCGUGGUACUGCAUCUGUUCUGCAUGCUCCGGGCAAAAAGGGCCGAAAGGAGAUAAAGGUGUCCGUGGACUACCAGGAAGUCCUGGUAGUCCAGGUCCGAGAGGCCUCACUGGGCCUCUUGGCCGUCCGGGGUUCACAGGACGUCCCGGCUUGAAGGGUGAGAAAGGUGAAGUGGGGGACAAGGGUGAAAUAGGUCCCAUUGGACGCCCAGGUCUGAAGGGAGACCGUGGGUUCAAAGGUGAGAAGGGUGACCCUGGUCAGAGUGGUCUUGUGGGUGAGCCGGGUCCAAAAGGAGAGGACGGCCAGUGCCCAGAAACCUGUGAGCCCCUACCAGGACCGCCAGGUGAAGCGGGUCUUCCUGGCCCUGCAGGUCCAAGAGGGUUACCUGGGCUAAACGGAGAGGCUGGUCCUAAAGGUCUGAAGGGCGAUCUGGGCGUGGCAGGCGUGCCUGGUAUUCAAGGUGUAUCUGGGCAAAAGGGUGACCAGGGGCCACAGGGCCUGUGCAACUGUCAGGAUGGGGCUCCGGGGAUGCAGGGUCCUCAGGGGCAAAAGGGCAACAAAGGAGACACGGGUGCAACAGGACCACAGGGUCCAGGUGGAGCAACGGGACCCAAAGGCUCUCAGGGCAAUACAGGAUUCACGGGUUUGCCCGGACCUUGCUCGCCCACUGUGCAAUCGGCUUUCUCAGCCGCCCUAACCACCUCUUUUCCGCUACCCAAUCGUCCAGUGCCAUUCAAACGCGUCAUCUACAACCUGCUCCAGAACUACAACCCCGAAAAUGGCGUCUACAUAGCCCCCGUUAAUGGAACCUACGUGUUUAGCUACAACCUGCAAGUGUCCACCCGUCCGCUGAAAGUAGGACUCUUCGUCAACUUUGAGUCGGUGGUGAAGACGACUACACCAAUGGAACUGAACAUCGCUUCUCAGCAGGUAGUGCUGAACCUGAGCCAGGGCGACUGGGUGUGGCUGCAGGUGCGAGACACCACCACUAAUGGCGCCUUCACCAGCAUCGAGUCCAGCAGCACAUUCAGUGGGUUUCUGCUUUACCCAGAUAGAUGUGAUGACCUGGCUCCAAGAGAUUUCAAUGUGCCUGAGAUAAUUGGAGAGUUCACCUGGGGAGAGAUAGAGAAACCUACCACAACUCCACCCUAAACUCUAAACCUACAGUCUAAAUCUUAACUCUAAACCUACACUCUACAUUCUAAAAUUGCAUUCAGACUCUAAACCUUCACUUCUAAACAUGCACUCAGACUCUAAACCUACACUCUAAACUUGCAUUCAGACUCUAAACCAAUGCUUGCCAUUCUAAACUUGUGCUGCAACUCUUAAGCUACACUUUCAAUCUUGAACUCAAACUCUAAUCCUAAAGUACGCACUGCAUUUUAAACUUGAGUUAAAACUAGGGCUGUCAAUCAAUUACCAUUUUUAAUCAAAUUACAUGAUGUGCUGAUUAAUUAAUCAAAUUAUAGCGACCACGAGGAGGUUACCCCAUGUGACUCUACUGUCCCUAGCAACCGAGCCAAUUUGGUUGCUUAGGAGACCUGGCUGGAGUCACUCUUUUUUUACUGUUGGUCUAUGUACUCAUAUGUCCAACAGAUGCUUGGUUGCUUCGCGUCUCACUAGUAUUUUUAGCACCUCUAGUCAUAAGAGCUGUGUUUUGAGGACGUUGUCUCAAGUUCAAAGUAGUUUGAAACUUUUAAAAAUGCAUCUCAAAAUUCCUUCUGUUGUGCUUAAUCGAGCUGUCUUUGAGCACAAAAUUGUGUCUGUCUAUGGAAGGCUGAGCUGCCUGUUGUGCUCGUUGAUUUGACGAGGCGUGUUGUCUGUACAGCUGGUGCGCUGACUGCCCCCUGCUGCAACAAGGUGGUACAUCAAGCUUGAACUGUUCUGUUGGUAGGAACAUUAUUUACAUAGAGGUUGGGGGUAUGAUUAAUUAUGUUAUUUUUAAUAUAAUCAAUCACACUAAAUUAAAACUUUAAACUGACAGCCCUUGUUAAAAUGCUCAACCUACACUCUACAGUACAUUCUAAACAAAUGCUCAGACUCUUUACCUAUACUUUAAAUCUCCUCCCUAUAGGUGACACUCUAGUCCUAUUCUCUAAACCUGCUGCCAAAGAAUAUUAAUAUUCCAAAACAUCUUGUUCUCAAACUUGUUCCUUAAAUUUUCAACCUAAAACCCCAAACCUUUAACCCUGAUAACCCUGAGAGCCAAAGUGUUUUUUAGUCUUCUGUGUUACAUGUAGCUUCCAUUGAAAACCUCUGGAUGUAGCUUGUGAACCUGAAAGAAGAGCUUUCUCUUUCUCAUGUUUUGAAUGCAUUAGUUCUCCAGGUGUAUGUGUGCUCUGCAUGUCUUGUAAUUUGAUUAACCACACGGUGUCUCUAUCAAUACGCAGUGAGGUACUGUAGAUCAGUUGAGCUCCCUUGACAGACACGUUUUUAGCCAAACCUUUGAUAAGAAUGUAAAAUAAGCAGAAAUGCACCAAUCAGCUAUUGCAUUUCGCCCCAGCUAUUUAGCACAUACACAGCAGUUAAAAGUGUAAAUGAGAAUGCUCAGGAUAGAUGAGCAGACAGAAGAGGUACUUGAGAGAUUAGAGAGAGGUGUUGUCUUACAAAUAAGAGAAGUGUUUAACACCUGUUUAAUAAUGAGAUUGAGAAAAAGAUUAAUAGUCUCUGUAUUUGGGGUUUUAAUCUUUGAUGUUUAAUGAUUAUUCAGACACGCUUCACUGUCUCAGCUUUAAUAUAUUGAUGAUUUAACAUGACAAAACAAUUCUGCUCAUGUUCUGUGUAUCAAUUGUCCUCUCUAAAAAUAAUUUCCAAUAAAUUGUAAACGAUUAAACAGACUACUUGUAUCUCAUUCACAGUUUAUCACUCAAAGCAGUGGUUCUCAAACUUUAAAGACCAGGUGCACUGCUGAAAAAGACAUUGUAAACUGGUUUGCUGGUUUUAGCUGGUCUCCCAGCGUGACCAGCUACACAGUACCAAAACCCCUCUAAAACCAGCCAGCAGACCAACCUGACCAGGAUUUAAGAUGUUGUACCAGUAGGUAGCAUGUCUGAACAAAUUUGAGCACAACUACCAACGAGUCACCACAUGGAAAAUAUUAAAAAGAAGAUACUUCUACUCAUGUAGCCAGUACAUACUUACAUUUCAAUGUAUUCAUUUGCAUAUUUCAUUUAUACAUUUCAGUUGCAAACACUCAAAACCAAAAGAGAUGCCUUAAAGUAUACUGCUUAUAUUGGCAGCUUCCUUUUAAGGCAGCAUCCUAACUGAAAAGGAACCUCAUUUGCAACUGAUUUUAAGUGAUCUACAUAGGCAGCAACUACACAAAUAGUGCAGUUUUAUACUACCAACCUGUUUUGCAACAGAGCUAAUGUCUUAGCUCUAAUGUCAGUCAAGUUAUUAUGUUUAUGAACAUAAAGGUAGCAAGAUUAAUGGUUUGGUUUACUGUCCGCACUGCAAAUUUGGUUUACAGUCUGUACUGCUGCCAUAAGAAUGUGGGUUACACACUAGAGUCUAAUAAUGAAAAGUGCAGUUAUAUUAAAAUUAAAAUACAGUGUAUUCAGACCCCUUCAUUUUUUUCACAUUUUGUUGUUGUCCUGUUGGAAGGUGAACCUUCGGCCCAGUCUGAGGUCCUGAGCGCUCUGGACAAGGUUUUCAUUAAGGAUAUCUCUGUAUUUUUCAGCGUUCAGAUUAUCUUCAACCCUGACCAAUCCCCAAGUCCCUGCCUCUGAAAAACACACCCACAGCAUGAUGCUACCACCACCAUGCUUCACCGUUGGGAUGGUAUUGGGCAGGUGAUGAGCGGUGCCUGGUUUCCUCCAGACAUGACGCUUGGAAUUGAGGCCAAACAUUUCAAUCUUCAUUUCAUCAAACCAGAGAAUCUUGUUUCUCACAGUCUGAGAGUCCUUUCCGUGUCUUGCACUGAGGAGAGGCUUCCGUCUGGCCACUCUGCCAUAAAGCCCAGAUCGGUGGAGUGUUGCAGUGAUGGUUGUCCUUCUGCAAGUUUCUCCCAUCUCCACACAUGAUCUCUGGAGCUCAACCAAAGUGACCAUCGGCUUCUUGAUCACCUCUCUUACCAAGGCCUUUCUCCCCCGAUUGCUCAGUUUGGCCAGGGCGGCCAGCUCUAGGAAGAGACCUGGUUGUUCCAAACUUCUUCCAUUUAAGAAUUAUGGAGGCCACUGUGCUCUUGGGAACCUUCAAUGCAGCUGAAAUUUUUUGUAGCCUUCCCCAGAUCUGUGUCUCGACACAAACCUGUCUCUGAGCUCUGCAGGCAGUUCCUUUGACCUCAUGGCUUGGUUUUUGCUCUGAUAUGCAUUUUCAGCUAUAUGACCUUAUAUAGACAGGUGUGUGCCUUUCCAGAUCAUGUCCAAUCAAUUGAAUUUGCCACAGGUGGACUCCAAUCAAAGUGUAGAAACAUCUCAAAGAUGAUCCAGAGAAAUGGGAUGCACCCGAGCUAAAUUUCAAGUAUCAUAGCAAAGGGUCUGAAUACUUAUGUCAAUGUGACAUUUCAUUUUUUUCUUUUUAAUAAAUUUGCAGUUAUCAAAAAUCUGG